This is a messenger RNA of Myxocyprinus asiaticus (Chinese sucker), 576 nucleotides long. RefSeq names its product succinate dehydrogenase cytochrome b560 subunit, mitochondrial-like. The record is from RefSeq and is a predicted model, not a curated record. NCBI's taxonomy places the organism in Eukaryota, Metazoa, Chordata, Actinopteri, Cypriniformes, Catostomidae. Gene Ontology annotation, molecular function: succinate dehydrogenase activity; electron transfer activity. The transcript has 5 exons. Gene Ontology annotation, cellular component: membrane. The coding region runs from base 1 to 576 and encodes 191 amino acids. Gene Ontology annotation, biological process: mitochondrial electron transport, succinate to ubiquinone; tricarboxylic acid cycle.
AUGUCCCUGUUUCACUGCUUUAACUGUGAGUGGGUUUUUGUUUUCACUUCUUAUUGCCUUAUUGACUUAAUUUCUAAAUUUCUGUGUUUUCUCUUAAGGAUGGUGGCCCAGCAGUGUCUACAUUCAUCACGGUCUCAGUUUGGCGUGCUCUACAGACAUGACGUUUCUAUGAGAACCACAGCUAAAGUGGAAAUGGACAAAUUUUGGACAAAAAACACAAGACUCAACCAACCUGUUUCACCAGUAAUGGUGUUUUGUAGGUGGUCUGUCCCCAUGAUGAGGUCAACCUCACACAGAGGAACAAGAGUGGCAAUUAGCGGAGGUAUCUCAGCAUUUGCACUCGUCACUUUGGUGUUACCGGAGAGCUACCCACAUUACCUUGAUCUGAUUCACUCCAUGUCCUUUGGGCCCCAAUUCCUUGCUCUCAGCAAAAUUGCUCUGUCUUUCCCAGUGGCUUACCACACCUUCAAUAUGUGCGGUGUCGGGAAGGGUUCUAAGAUACCCGAAGUCUACCGUUCUGGCUAUGUUGUCAUUGCUCUGACUGUUCUCACGUCAGUCACUCUUGCUGCCAUGUAA